Empidonax traillii (willow flycatcher) is the source of this 826-nucleotide messenger RNA. RefSeq names its product ras homolog family member V (gene RHOV). The transcript has 3 exons. The coding region runs from base 108 to 803 and encodes 231 amino acids. Gene Ontology annotation, molecular function: GTPase activity; GTP binding. The record is from RefSeq and is a predicted model, not a curated record. Gene Ontology annotation, biological process: small GTPase-mediated signal transduction. NCBI's taxonomy places the organism in Eukaryota, Metazoa, Chordata, Aves, Passeriformes, Tyrannidae.
GCGGCCCCGACAGCAGCGCGUUCGCACGGGCAUGGCAGUGACCUCGCCGCGCCGUUCCCCUCGCUGAGUCCUGUCGAGCCCCCUGUGCCAGUGCCAUUACAAUUGCCAUGCCUCCCCAGGAGCUUCUGGAUUACGCGCCCGCCCUGCGGAGACACAGCCCGCCCCGGAGCAGCGGCCCGGAGCUGGGCAUCAAGUGCGUGCUGGUGGGCGAUGGCGCCGUGGGCAAGACCAGCCUGGUGGUCAGCUACACCACCAACGGGUACCCCGACGAGUACCAGCCCACCGCCCUCGACACCUUCUCCGUGCAGGUCCUUGUGGAUGGAGCCCCAGUCCGGAUUCAGCUGUGGGACACUGCUGGACAGGAGGACUUUGACUGUUUGCGCUCUCUUUGUUACCCUGACACCGACGUCUUCCUUGUCUGCUUCAGUGUGGUAAACCCAAGCUCCUUCCAAAAUAUUACUGAGAAGUGGAUUCCUGAGAUACGAACUCACAACCCCCGGGCACCAGUGCUGCUAGUGGGGACACAGGCAGACUUGCGGGACGAUGUCAAUGUCCUCAUCAGCCUGGAUCGCUACCAUGUGAAGCCCGUGCCGCGGCCUCAGGCAGAAGGUCUAGCUGACAAAAUCCGGGCUGAAGCCUACCUGGAAUGCUCAGCACUGACUCAAAAGAACCUCAAAGAAGUUUUUGACAUGGCCAUUGUCAGUGGUGUUGAGCACAAAGCCCGUCAGGAAAAGAAGAUGACCGCCAAAGGCAUCAAGACUCUCUCCAAGUGCCGCUGGAAGAAGUUCUUUUGCUUUGUCUGAAGCUGCUUUAAAGGAAGGAAAAG